Messenger RNA from Ctenocephalides felis (cat flea), 630 nucleotides. RefSeq names its product vacuolar protein-sorting-associated protein 25-like. Gene Ontology annotation, biological process: protein transport to vacuole involved in ubiquitin-dependent protein catabolic process via the multivesicular body sorting pathway. The coding region runs from base 103 to 630 and encodes 175 amino acids. Lineage: Eukaryota; Metazoa; Arthropoda; Insecta; Siphonaptera; Pulicidae. The record is from RefSeq and is a predicted model, not a curated record. Gene Ontology annotation, cellular component: ESCRT II complex. The transcript has 2 exons. Gene Ontology annotation, molecular function: structural molecule activity; protein homodimerization activity.
UAGAACUGUCAAAUGAAAAUGAUCAAUGAUUGAGUAGACGAAAGCUUUUACGAUUAAAUGAUAAUAUAUUUAUUAUAUAUAUAAAUUUCUGUGUAUUGAAAAAUGGCUGAAAUAGAAUGGCCGUGGCAAUACAGUUUUCCUCCGUUCUUCACCAUUCAAGUUCAUGAAGAGACUAAAUCUAGACAAAUCACACUAUGGAGAAAUUUAGUUUUGGAAUAUUACAAAUCCACAAAGCAGAGCACAUUAGAUGUGGGAGAAUCUUUAAAUUCUCCCUUAUUCAAUAAUGCAGCAAUUGAUAGAAAACUAUCUCAAGAAGGAAUAGUUCUUAUUCUAGAAGAUCUUGCUAAAACUGGAAAUGCAGCUCCUUUAGAUAAAUUAAAAAAUAGGUGGGAGAUCUAUUGGCAUACACUAGAAGAAUGGGCUUCAAUUUUAUAUGAUUGGGCCCAAGAAAAUGGACAAGUAAACACAGUUUUAACUUUGUUUGAACUUGUUUCUGGUGAAGAUACCACAAAUAUGGAGUUUUAUGGUCUUGAUACUAAUGUUCUAAUUAAAGCUUUGAGAAAAUUAGAAUCUGAAAAUAAAUGUGAACUCAUAAUGUUUGAUGAUAAUCAAGGCGUGAAGUUUUUUUAA